AUGCUUGGACCCCCUGUCAACCUGCCCAAGUGGCUAGAGGAUAACUCCCAUCUCCUCAAACCACCAGUCAACAACUACUGCGUCUACAAUGAGGACUUCACCGUCAUGAUUGUCGGCGGCCCCAACGCCCGGACAGACUACCACAUCAACGAGACCGCCGAGUGGUUCUAUCAGUACAAAGGCGCCAUGAUGCUCAAGGUCGUCGACGAGGGCAAUGUCUUCAAGGACAUCAUCAUCAGGGAGGGCGACAUGUUUUUGCUCCCCGGAAACACCCCACACAACCCUGUACGCUUCGCCGACACGGUGGGUGUCGUCCUCGAGCAGCGCCGCCCCGAGGAGUCCCUCGACCGCAUGCGCUGGUACUGCGAGUCCUGCCGAGAGGUCGUCCACGAGGCCGCUUUCCACUGCACUGACCUCGGCACGCAGAUCAAGGCCGCCGUCGAGGCGUUCAAGGCCGACGAGGGGGCGCGGACGUGCAAGAAGUGCGGCGUUGUGGCGGAGGCGGCGCCCAAGCCUGGGUCUAUUAAGGAUCCCAACCUGGAGUGA
Molecule: messenger RNA, 546 nt
Organism: Colletotrichum orchidophilum
Lineage: Eukaryota; Fungi; Ascomycota; Sordariomycetes; Glomerellales; Glomerellaceae
Product: 3-hydroxyanthranilate 3,4-dioxygenase
Exons: 3
Coding region: 1-546 (181 amino acids)
Biological process (GO): 'de novo' NAD+ biosynthetic process from L-tryptophan; quinolinate metabolic process
Cellular component (GO): cytoplasm
Molecular function (GO): iron ion binding; 3-hydroxyanthranilate 3,4-dioxygenase activity
Source: RefSeq, a predicted model, not a curated record